AUGUUGGGUGGAAGUGCUAAUGUUUCGCGGGGCUACAGUGCGCAUCUGCUGCGUGUAGAUUUCACCCUGAAGUCAGGCAAGCUUCAGCUUUGUUUGGGUGACUCGAGUGGAGAUGACUACUUUGCGCCUACCAAAAUACACGUUCGAGGCCAGGCAAGCAUGAUUUUUCCGAUUCUUGUACAAUUAGCUGGCGACGCCUAG
Molecule: messenger RNA, 201 nt
Organism: Protopolystoma xenopodis
Lineage: Eukaryota; Metazoa; Platyhelminthes; Monogenea; Polystomatidea; Polystomatidae
Source: the annotation of a GenBank genome assembly